Molecule: messenger RNA, 1770 nt
Organism: Cyphellophora europaea CBS 101466
Lineage: Eukaryota; Fungi; Ascomycota; Eurotiomycetes; Chaetothyriales; Cyphellophoraceae
Exons: 2
Coding region: 1-1770 (589 amino acids)
Biological process (GO): transmembrane transport
Molecular function (GO): transmembrane transporter activity
Source: RefSeq, a predicted model, not a curated record
AUGGACGCCAACCUAAAAUCCGAGGCAAGCACCGCGGUCCCCAGCCAGAACGUGUCGCACACGAACCUCAACAAGCCUGACCUCAUGGCUGCGGAGAAGACUUCAGUCAUGUCUUCGUCCUCAUCAGACCCGGAGAAGCCAGACACCGAGACAAAAGGCAAUGCCACCACAGACGUCAGUGCCCCAAGUGCCUCGGUGGAGGGUGAGAAGGAUACCCCUACCACCGAAGACGAGAUCGAAUACCCAUCCGGUGUCAAGUUUGCUGUCAUCACUCUCGCGCUGUGUCUGGCAGUCUUCCUCGUCGCCCUCGACAAUACCAUUAUCGCAACUGCUAUUCCCGUCAUUACGAACAGAUUCAAUUCGCUGCCUGAUGUUGGAUGGUAUGGAUCCUCCUACCUCCUCACCACAUGCGCACUGCAACUCUUCUUCGGACGGCUCUAUACCUUCUACAGCAUCAAGAUCGUCUACCUCGUCAGCAUCGUCAUCUUUGAGGCCGGUUCUGCCCUCUGUGGUGCAGCCCCUAACUCUGAAGCCCUGAUUGUUGGACGUGCCAUUGCUGGUGUCGGUUCCGCCGGUAUCUUCUCUGGUUCCUUGGUCAUUAUCGCCUUCACCGUCCCACUCGCCAAACGUCCCAUCUACACUGGCAUUGUUGGGGCCAUGUACGGUAUCGCUUCUGUGGCUGGUCCUUUGCUGGGCGGCGCCUUCACCGACCACGUUACCUGGCGAUGGUGCUUCUACAUCAACCUUCCUCUGGGCGCCGUGACCCUGGCCGUCAUUUUCUUCUUCUUUCAUUCCCCACCCCGCAAGACCGAGAAGAGCGUUCCCUUCUGGCCUACCCGUGCCAUGCAGCUGGACCUUCCCGGUACUGCCAUCUUCAUUGUCGCCAUCGUCUGUUGUCUCCUUGCUCUUCAGUGGGGCGGCUCUAAGUAUCCAUGGUCGAGUUGGCGCGUUAUCAUCUGCCUCGUUUUCUUCGGUGUUCUCACCAUUGCUUUCGUCAUUGUCGAGUACCACGCCGGGGACACUGCCACUCUUCCCUUCCGCAUCAUUUCUCAACGAUCUGUCGCCUCGGCUUCUUGGUUUGCCUUUUGCCUGGGAGGCUGCUUCUUCAUCAUGGUGUAUUGGGUCCCGAUCUGGUUCCAGGCGAUCAAGGGCGUGUCUGCCUUCAAGUCCGGCAUCAUGUUGAUUCCCAUGAUCUUGGCUCUUGUGAUUGCCAACAUUCUAUCCGGUGUCGGCACCAGCGUCGUCGGCUACUACGCUCCCUUCAUCUACGUCGCUACCAUUCUCAUGUCUAUCGGCGCUGGUCUACUCACCACCUUUGAAUCCAACACCGGCCACUCUAUGUGGAUCGGUUACCAAGUCAUUUACGGCCUGGGCGUUGGUUUCGGCAUGCAACAGCCUCUGAUCACUGUACAGACAGUUCUAUCCCUGGAUGACAUCCCCACUGGUACAGCCCUCGUCAUGUUCGUGCAAACCUUUGGCGGCGCGCUCUUUGUGUCCGUGGCGCAAAACGUCUUCAACAACCGCUUAAUCCAAGAGCUGGUUGUUGAGGCCCGCGGCGUGGAUCCAUACGUCAUCUUGCACGUCGGAGCCACGAGUCUGAAAAACGCGGUUCCUUCCGACCUGCUCGCCGGCGUGCAGGCUGCUUAUAACACCGCUCUCACCGAGACCUGGUAUGCCUCGGUGGCCAUGGCCUGCCUGAGCAUUUUGGCGUGGGGCAUCGAAUGGAAGAGCGUCAAAGGCAUGGCACCCGGUGGUGCAGGCAUGGCUUGA